CAACGAUACAAUUUUGCGCCUACCUACCUUAGCCACGAAACACAAUAUUUGAAGCACGUCGGACUCGAUAAAUUUCUUGAAACAGCCAAAAUGUUGCUCGAAGAAGACCCCUCUACGCUGAUCCGGCACACGAUAGCCAAUUUCAACAUCGCCCCGGACAAGUCAGCCGUAUCUCGAAUUUCAGAAUCCCUCUCCACCCUCCAACAGGCGCGCGACCUGCGCGUGCGCGAGGCAGAGACGUCGCUGCGGCGGCUGGCCCGCACGCUCAACACGCUCUCGUCGCAGCACGCCGAGCUGACAUCGUCGCACUCGUCCACCCAGCACGCGUCCGAGAUUUCCCGGCUCGACACGCAAAAAUUUCGCAUCGCGAAGGCUGCGUCCGACCUUGAGAUGGAGACGGAGCGGCUGCAGGCGCAGCUGGCCGAGCUGAAUGCGCGGCUGCAGGAGCUGGAGCUGCAGGGGGUGGAUGGGGCCGAUGCUACGAGCGGGGUCGGGAAUGGGGGCAUGGGGGGUGUCGAGGAUGAGGUGCUGUUGCGGCUCAAGGUCUAUCGGAGUCUGGGCAUUGAGAUUGAGAGGGAUGCGGAGGGGGAGUUCAGUCGGGUGGUGGUCAGGAAUGACCGGAAGGGGGAUGUGCAUGUGGUGAAUAUUGAUAGGAGGUUUUCGAGGUUCUUUUAUGCCAAUUACUUUUGGCAGAGUUUGUGAGAGGGGUUUGGUGGAAGGUUAGGGUUUGGGAUUGGCGUCUUCGUCUUUGUCUCAGGUUGGUUUGGGACGGGAUACCUGACUAUGACUGGGAACCGGGCUGGCGUUGAGGUGCGAUUAGCUAGAGAUAUUGUGUCAUCAGUUUGGCUAGGUCGGUCUCCCCGUUGAUGCCAUGGUGCGUUGAUCCCUCGCUCUGACAUCCCGCAAGUCACUGCGCUUGAAUCUUCACUGACGGAGUCCGAACGUCAGUGUUGGAUGAUGGCUCUGUUGGGACUUAGCAACUGUCUGCAUUGCAGCAGGCUUUUCAUGACGUU
This is a messenger RNA of Parathielavia appendiculata, 1013 nucleotides long. RefSeq names its product Spc24-domain-containing protein. The record is from RefSeq and is a predicted model, not a curated record. Gene Ontology annotation, cellular component: Ndc80 complex. Gene Ontology annotation, molecular function: microtubule binding. Lineage: Eukaryota; Fungi; Ascomycota; Sordariomycetes; Sordariales; Chaetomiaceae. The transcript has 2 exons. Bases 91 to 702 code for a protein of 203 amino acids. Gene Ontology annotation, biological process: chromosome segregation.